UCCUCCCUCAAGCACAAACCCGGCCUCGCAGCGCCAUGUGUGCGGCGGAGAGGCGCGCGGGCUGCUGCUACACUAUUUAAAGAGGCUAUGAGCCCAGGAGGCGCAACGGAGGUCCUCCAAGACUACCCAGGAGGAGGCAGAGAGGCUGGGGACGGGGGCGGAGGGAGAUGCUGCAAGAGCAGCACCACCAGGGACCACUCGUGGGAGACUUGUAGUUGAUUUGCAAAACACUCCCCCCCCCCACCUUCAAAGCAGUGCAUUGCCUCCUAGGCAUCCAGGGAAGCCAAAAAGCCCCAACCACCAGGAGACCCUCCUCCUAAUUGGAUCCAUACAAACUCCGCCGAGUUUGACUGCUGCUUUCCGUCUCUCUCCCCCCCUCUUAUCCUCUCUCCGCACCUCUCUGGAAGCAAUUUCCUCCGUCCGUGCAGGACACAGCCAGGCGCGUUUUGAUUUUUCCUCCUGGCAUUGCAGCAAUGCCACCCUUCCCCUCCCUUCGCUUCUUCUCUUGCAGCCUGGUGGCUUGGCUGCUCUUCGCAGCAAGCCGGAGCAGCGGCGGUGGCGGGGGCAGCCGCCCAGGGACGGAGGAGGCGGACGAGGAGGAGAAAGUGCUCAGGGUGUUGGUGUUGCUGCCCCAAGACAAUCUGUACCUGUUCUCGCUGGCGCGGGUCAAGCCGGCCAUCGAGUACGCGGUGAGGAGCUUGGAGGAGAACGGGACGCUGCUGCCGGCGGGCUUCAGGUUCCGGCUCUUCUUCAACGACUCGGACUGCGGCAACUCGGCGUUGUUCAGCCUGGUGGAUAUGGUCGCCUUGCGGCAGCAGUGGCCGGACCUGCUGCUGGGGCCCGUCUGCGAGUACGCGGCCGCGUCGGUGGCCAGGCUGGCCUCCCACUGGGACCUGCCCAUGAUCUCGGCCGGCGCGCUGGCGGUGGGCUUCAGCAGCACCAAGACGGGCGAGUACUCGCACCUGGUGCGCGUCUCGCCGGGCUACGCCAAGAUGGGCGAGAUGUUCCUGGCGCUCUUCCGGCACCACAAGUGGACUCGGGUCAUGCUCGUCUACCACGACGACAAGGAGCGCCGCGACUGCUUCUUCGCCGUCGAGGGCGUCCACAUGGCCUUCCGCGAGGCGGCUUUCCAGAUGGACGACUUCGCCUUCGAGGAGAGCGGCGGCAAGUACGCCGAGGAGGUCGCGCGCGCCAUCCAGGGCGGCGAGAGAGUCGUGAUAAUGUGUGCCAGCAGUGACGCAAUAAGGAACAUCAUGUUGGCUGCACAUCGGCAAGGAAUGACCAAUGGAGACUACGCUUUCUUCAAUAUUGAACUCUUCAACAGUUCAUCAUAUGGAAAUGGCUCAUGGAAGAGAGGAGACAAACAUGACCCUGAGGCAAAGCAAGCAUACUUAUUCCUCCAGACAGUCACAUUACUGAGGACAGUGAAACCUGAAUUUGAGAAGUUUGCCAUGGAGGUGAAAAGUUCUGUUCAGAAACAAGGAAUCAAUGAUGAAGAUUAUGUUAACAUGUUUGUGGAAGGAUUCCAUGAUGCUAUUAUCCUGUAUGUUCUGGCUUUACGGGAAGUUCUGAAGAAUGGCUUCACUAAGAAAGAUGGAGAAAAGAUUGUCCGUCAGAUAUGGAACAGGACAUACGAAGGCAUUGCAGGACCGGUGUCCAUAGAUGCUAAUGGAGAAAGAUUUGGGGAUUUCUCUGUGAUUGCAAUGACUGAUCCAGAAACUGGAACACAGCAGGUGAUUGGUAACUAUUAUGGAAAACAGGGACGGCUUGAAAUGCUUCCAAAUGUAAAUUAUCCCUGGGAAAAUAAAUUUAGAAUAGACGACAGCCGAGGUUUGGAGCACCCAAGCAAUACACCCUGCAAAUCAUCAGGUGGCCUAGGAGAGUCGGCAGUUACAGGGAUUGUUGUGGGUGCUUUGCUAGGAGCAGGAUUGUUGAUGGCCUUCUACUUUUUCAGAAAAAAAUACAAAAUAACUAUUGAGAGGCGAAGUCAACUAGAAGAAUACAACAUUGGCAAGCACCGACAAUUACGAGAAGAUUCUAUAAGAUCUCAUUUUUCUGCAGCAUGAAGUAGAGAAAAACAAGUUGUGUUUGUGGAGAAAAUCUGUAGAAAAAUGGAUGCUGCCAAAGACGGCAACAGAAAAGAAGCUCAUGAAGGACUCAGCAUUUUAAAAAGUAGAAUGAUUUUGUCUUCAUUUCUUUCAGAAACUCAGGAAUGAUUUAUUAACAUUUAUGCCACAUGGCCUUUGUAUCUUGUAGGAAUGACAGUGAGGUUUUUCUCUUAGCAAGAUGUUCUUAACAUUUUGCAUGUCUUGUAGGACAAGUUCCUCUGGUCAGCCAUUUUGUUUCUUAGAGUUACGAAUGGUUCUUCCUGAUGCCUUCUUUUGAACUUAUGGUCCCUCUUUAGCUGCACCUCACACUAUAUUAUACAAGAAAUGUGAUUUCAGAGUUACAGAUGCUGCUUUCUAGUAGGAGCAGGCAUUUGUUUAGUGGCUGACAUGAUCUGCAGCCCUCCAGCCAUGGAAGGAGAGCUGUGAAGGACUGUAGCUUCUUUCCACAAUGGACUGAGCAUGGAAGGGGAGCAGUGAUUUUUGCAUCUUUCCCCUCCCUCCAAAAGCCCUUUAUAGUUGUAUCUUGAGAUCACACUACCGUGCUUGGUCCACUGCAGAAAGAAGCUUUCAGUGCAGGGACACUGAAGGCUUCUUGUGGAUCUGAAGUCCUCCUUCCACUGCUGGAGCACUGUGAAUCAUGUUGGCCAGUGUUUAAUAUUGGGGACUAAAUCAGAAAGAAGGGAGUGCACACAUAGUACAGUACAAUGUAAUUUAUGGAAGGAGGGUGGACUCUCAUUUGUUCAUGAAACAUAAUAAAUCCAAGGACUGAGGAAAUAUAGGAAUUGAUUUUAACAGCCUAGUCAUAUAAUAGAUUUUUCCCCAGUCAAGAGAUUGUUCCCACAAUUAUCUCAAUGAAAGUAUUCCCUUGUGACUAUGUCAUGAAAUUGGUGUAAGUAAUGUAGAUGUAUGCCAAUGUCCUGGGUAAGUUAACUGGUUUAAGAGAAUUUAUUCCCAGGAAGUUCCCUUAUCUGUAUAGGAAUCCUGUCAUUGAGAUCACUGCAAGAUUCCUCACUCAUUCAUGGUCACUUAUUUUAGCCAUUUCAGACAUUUGUAUAAAAUAAGCCCAAAGGGCUUACAGAAUAGAGGCAGACACUUAGGCCUGGUCUGCUCAUGAGGAAGUAGCACAUAGUAGCAGUGGUAGAAUCCUGAGGUAGAAAAGUGGAUACACUUCAGAUUCUAGACUUUGGUAUAACAUUUUCAAAUACUCCUCAACUCCCCACCCCUAAAAAAAAAGCAUUUUUUUUAAAAGUAGUAGUUACUAGGCCAGCCCUCUUACUCCUAUGCUAGGAUUGUGCUUUGAAGGGUUGUGUGGGGUUUUUUUGGAAGUGGUACAUUCAUGUGAUCCCCCCACUUACAAUCCAAAGUAAUACAGUCUCUUAUACCACCUUAGGACUCUAACAUUUCCUUUGGCUGCCAUGUUUAGGCCAGGUUUUAUUACUGCCAGUUACUAAAAUUGAGAGGCCCCUGACUCUGCUAAGUUCCUUAUGCUGCUGUUCAUUUACACACAGAAUGGAAGCUUGUGUACUCUUCUCCUGCCAGGUUCCCCCAGGUCCUUCAGCCUGUGGAUGCUAGCACAGAAAAUGUAUGAUGAAGAAGGCAAGAACACAGGCGUGUGUGUGUGUCACAGCUACAUAGAGGGGACUGCACAAUGUAGCUACUUUUGAAAAUGAGAUCAUUACUCAGUAGUAGGUUCCAUUGAAGCCUGUGGUACUUACUUUGGAAUAAAUGUUUAUAAGAGCAGGAUACAUUAUAGUAUUCCUGCUCUGAAUUACUUCAAUAUGAAGAGAAUGCCCCACUGUCACAUUAGAGACCCAAGUGUGGCCCAAACUAUGUAAAUAAUAAUUAUCGGAGUGGUUUUGUACAGUAAAGGAGAGUACAACUGUUUUUUGUUUUUGUAUAAAAUAUGACAUUCCAGGUUAACAUUUUAUUUUUAGGUAUUCUUACUGUAUAUUUUUCUAUUAGAAAAAUGUCUUCUUUUUAAUUUCACUUUGGAAAGUCAAGGUGAGAGCUAUUUGAAGAGCUAUUUUUUUAAAACGUGUGACUAGAAAUGAGCACAGAACUCAUUAGGUGUAAAUAAAAGUAGUAUCCUUGACCUUUAAGUAUUAGGCCAGCCUUUUCCCCGCUUCUGUCAGGCAUGGCUCUUUUAAUCAGUAACAAGAUUCCAUUGAUUAAACAGGAGUUAAGAGUU
This is a messenger RNA of Hemicordylus capensis (graceful crag lizard), 4296 nucleotides long. It is a transcript of the gene NPR3, whose product is annotated as natriuretic peptide receptor 3. The record is from RefSeq and is a predicted model, not a curated record. NCBI's taxonomy places the organism in Eukaryota, Metazoa, Chordata, Lepidosauria, Squamata, Cordylidae. The coding region runs from base 474 to 2066 and encodes 530 amino acids. Gene Ontology annotation, biological process: regulation of blood pressure; vasodilation. Gene Ontology annotation, cellular component: membrane. The transcript is spliced from 8 exons. Gene Ontology annotation, molecular function: peptide hormone binding; natriuretic peptide receptor activity.